Marmota flaviventris (yellow-bellied marmot) is the source of this 941-nucleotide messenger RNA. The record is from RefSeq and is a predicted model, not a curated record. Lineage: Eukaryota; Metazoa; Chordata; Mammalia; Rodentia; Sciuridae.
GUAAAGAGCCAAACUCUCAUCUCGAGUUCCUUCUCCUGGGCCUGCCCAUCCAGCCAGAGUGCCGGAACCUGUUCUAUGCCCUGUUCCUGGCCAUGUAUCUUACCACCAUCCUGGGGAACCUCCUCAUCAUUGUCCUCAUUCUCCUCGACACCCAUCUCCACACUCCCAUGUAUUUGUUUCUUAGCAAAAAGUUGUCUUUCUCUGACCUCUGCUUUUCCUCUGUGACCAUUCCUGAACUGUUGCAGAACAUUCAGAGUCAAGAUCCAUCCAUCCCCUAUGCAGGCUGCCUGACCAAAAUUCACUUCUUCCUGUUUUUUGGAGGCCUUGGAAACUUCAUCCUUGUGGCCAUGGCCUAUGACCGCUAUGUGGCCAUCUGCUUCUCCCUGCACUACACCAUCAUCAUGAGCCCCAAGCUCUGUCUCUCCCUGGUGGUGUUGUCCUGGGUGGUGACCAUGUUCUAUUCCUUGUUGCACAUCCUGCUCAUUCCCAGAUUGUCCUUCUGUGCAGACAAUGUGAUCCCACACUCUUUCUGUGAAGUAUCUGCCUUGCUCAAGCUGGCCUGCUCUGACACUCAUGUUAAUGAGUUGGUGCUGUUUAUUAUAGCAGGAACUGUUGUUUUCAUCCCAUUCCUACUCAUUCUUGUGUCCCAUGUAUGCAUUGUGUCCUCCAUUCUCAAGGUCUCUUCUGCUCGAGGUAUCCAUAAGGCCUUCUCCACCUGUGGCUCCCACCUCUCUGUGGUGUCACUGUUCUAUGGGACAGUCAUUGAUCUGUACUUAUGUCCAUCGGCUAAGAAAUCCACUGUGAAAGACACUGUCAUGGCUCUGAUGUACAUGGUGGUCACUCCCAUGCUGAACCUCUUCAUCUACAGCCUGAGGAACAGAGACAUAAAGGGAGCCCUAGGAAGAGUCCUUUGUAAGAAGAAAAUUCCCUUCUCUGUGUGA